CGCAGCUUCUCCGUCACCCACCCCUCUCCCCCCUUUUGUCCUUCUUCCUCCCAUCCGGACUGCUCCCAGAACCUCUCAGCCCCCAGAACCAGGGGAAGCGCGCCCCAAUCGCGUUCCAGUAGCACAACGAGGACAGCUUCUUCCAAAUGGGGAGGAUCAGGGUAGGGGGAUGGGGCGAGGGUGUGCGGUUCCCUUCUCGCCACUUCCUUGUAUGGACAGUGGGGGACUCCAAAGCUCGGCUCGGGAGAGGCCCGAAGCCCGGUACCCGGACGUGCUGGGGGAAGCACAAAGGGGCCGACAAGAAGGGGGUGGGGAGGCCCGCCGGUGCAACGAGAUGGAGUGGGCUGGAGCCUCAGGAGAGCGAAUCGAGGGCGGCGGGUAGGUGAAACUGCUGCAGACGACCUCAGAGACUGAGCUCAGGCCCCCAAAUUGGAAAGAUGGGAGGAAAAGGCUGGUUCUUUCUCCCACACUCCCGAGGAAGCUCCCACGGUCAGAGCCGCAUAAUCCGAAAGGUUUACUCUCAAGAUUUCUACACCCAGAUGAUGGAUGAGUGCUAUCAGAUGUGGGCCCAGCUGGAGCGCGAGGCUGGAACCCCACUGCACAGAAAGACUGGACUACUGCUCUUGGGCAAGAAGGAGAAUCCGGAAUUAAAGACAAUGCAGGCCAUUCUGUCUAGGCGGGGGAUAGAACACCGGAAUCUCUCAUCUGAGGACCUAAAGCAACGUUUCCCAAAUCUUCGGUUUGCCAGGGGAGAAGUGGGGCUCUUGGACAAGACUGGAGGGGUCCUUUAUGCAGACAAGGCCCUCAGAGCCAUCCAGGAUGCAAUUCUCCGGCUUGGAGGGACAGUGCACGAUGGAGAGAAGGUGACGGAGAUAAGACCUGGGCUCCCAGUCAUAGUGAAAACCACCUCCAGGAGCUACCAAGCUAAGAGCUUGGUCAUCACAGCUGGUCCUUGGUCCAGCAAGCUCCUCCAACCUCUGGGAAUUGAGUUACCACUCCAGACUCUGCUGAUCAAUGUGUGUUACUGGACAGAGAAGGUUCCCGGGAGCUACAGUGUGUCCCAGGCCUUUCCUUGCUUCAUCUGCAUGGACCUGGCUCCCCAUCAUAUCUACGGGCUGCCUGGAGGAGAGUACCCUGGGCUGAUGAAGAUCUGCCUUCACCAUGGCAACAAUGUGGACCCUGAGGAGCGGGACUACCCCACCACCUUCCCAAGUGUGGAAGAUGUCCAAAUCCUACGCCACUUUGUCAAAGACCACUUCCCUGACCUGACGCCCGAGCCUGCCAUCAUGGAGCGCUGCAUGUACACGAACACCCCUGAUAAGCACUUUGUUCUUGACCGUCACCCGAAGUACGACAACAUUAUCAUUGGCGCUGGAUUCUCUGGGCAUGGAUUCAAGCUGGCCCCUGUUGUGGGAAAGAUCCUGUGUGAGUUAAGCAUGAAAUUGACACCAUCCUAUGACUUGGCACCGUUUCGCAUAAGCCGUUUCUCCGGCCUGGGCAAAGCCCACCUUUGAUGACCGGCCUCGUUUCUGCACCCAGGCCCCUGCUGGGAAGAGUUCUGGGAAGUGGCUCUGAGAUACAUUCUUUUCUUUUGCUGGGACAUUUGAUUUUCUUUUCUGGGACUUAGGCUAGAUUUGACUAAAUCUGUUCAGGGGAGGGUAAACAAGAUGACUUCUCACAGAUCACUAGUGCUCUUGGGGCUCCUUUUCCCUAAAACUGGGCAAGCCAUCCUAGGACGGAGCCAUCUCCAUCACAAACUCUCAUCAAAUCUCAUAGCUGCACGAUAAAUGUUUGAUGAAAAAAAUUUGUUGAAUAAACAGAUAAUUGCGUUACAUAAAA
This is a messenger RNA of Chinchilla lanigera (long-tailed chinchilla), 1839 nucleotides long. RefSeq names its product pipecolic acid oxidase (gene Pipox). The transcript has 8 exons. The record is from RefSeq and is a predicted model, not a curated record. Gene Ontology annotation, molecular function: sarcosine oxidase activity; flavin adenine dinucleotide binding; L-pipecolate oxidase activity. The coding region runs from base 438 to 1514 and encodes 358 amino acids. Gene Ontology annotation, cellular component: peroxisome. Lineage: Eukaryota; Metazoa; Chordata; Mammalia; Rodentia; Chinchillidae.